UUUACCACCGUUUCGAAAUUUCGUGAUUUGUUUAUUUUUGCUUUUAUUUUUAACAGACAGGUGGCGCUAACAAUUGGCCCGGUUUAAAAACGCGCCAAUCGUUGACGAUCUGAAUUUGUUUUUUGCUACUUUGCUAAACGGUCGUUAGUUCUUGUGACGGAUUUGAAAAGACGUUAUUAUCGUGAAAUAAAUCGCGUAACAAUUUCGUAAUACACGAGAUUAACCUCUAAUGAUAUCUUUGUAACAUUUAAUGAACGAGUUUAAACGAAUUAGUGAGUAGUUUGCGAAUUUUUGUCGAUUGGAAUUCGUCGCGACAUAGUUUAGUGAAUUCUACGCGUUUAACUGUGUUUAGUGCGUGUGUGUAUAUAUGUGUCGUGUGUGUUUUCUUUUUCUGUGUUUGUAUACGCGUGUUGAAACAGUGUCUUUCUUUAUAUUUCCCAGUCAUUUAUCAUCGUUCUUUUCUAUGAUGGAUACAAGCUGAACGAAUAUUCAUUUAUCCGUUGGAUUCUUCCUUCGGAAAUAACUACUUUUCAAAGGGCAUGUAUGGCUGGUGCAUGAGUGGAAUGGCAGAAAAGUUACGUGAAGCUUGCGUACGCGGCGAGGCCGAACGUGUUGCACGUUUUCUCGCUGAUGGAAUCAAACCAUUGCCAGAUGAGAAUGGAAGAAGUCCUUUGCUAUUGGCUGCAGCACUCGGACAUACCGACGUUUGCAAUGCCCUUCUACUUCGUGAAGCUGAAGUUAAUGUUGCUGAUUCGGGCGGCGUGACUCCUCUACAAAGGGCAGCUGCCGAAGGCCACUUGGAGGUGGUUGAGCUACUCCUCAAGCAUGGGGCAGACGUCGCACGGCAAGAUACGCUUCAUGGAAACUCGGCUUUGCACGAAGCCUCCUGGCGAGGAUACAGCAGGACUGUUGCUGCUUUGGCAAAAGCCCUCGGGACACAACGUGCACCUUUGCACGCGAGGAAUCUAGCUGGAUUUGCGCCGCUUCACCUUGCUUGUCAAAAUGGCCAUAACCAAAGCUGUCGAGAACUUCUUCUUGCUGGAUGUAAUCCCGAUCUUCAGAACAAUUACGGAGACACACCACUUCAUACAUCCGCACGUUACGGUCACGCAGGUGUUACGCGUAUCUUAAUUUCAGCUCUUUGCAGAGUCUCUGAACAAAAUAAAAACGGUGAUACGGCACUUCACAUCGCAGCAGCAAUGGGACGUAGAAAAUUGACGAGGAUACUUCUUGAAGCCGGUUGCGACAGGACGUUGAGAAACAAGCAGGGCGAAACGGCAAAGGAUAUAGCUCGUCGCAAAAACCUGACAGAGAUACUCGAGAUAAUCGGUAAAGCAAGGAGCAAGAGUAGAGCCCGUAGCAAAAGUCGCGACGAGGAAUCGUGUAACAACGACAAGGUCGAUGCUGCUAAUGUUAGUAGUAAUAGUGUUGGUUGUAUUGGUGUUGGUGGUACUAUUGCACCAGGUAAGUGCGAUAGAAACGAGAAGAAACGGGAGAAAACUGGUAGUGGUACAAGUGGUAGUAGGGAUGGUUGUACGAUCAAAAAGGAUAAGAAAAAACACAAGGGUGGUGGUAGUUCAGGUAGCGGUGGAAAAACUCACAGAGUACAUUUUGAGAAAGCAGUAAUGGGUAGACAAUGGUCACCUUAUGGUUGUCAUUAUUACCCGGAUCCUGAUGCUUUUCCACAACCAAGAUUAGAUUCUUUACCACCUGAUCCAUUAGGAAGGGGUGAACAAUAUUAUUUGGACUUGGCUGGUAAUAUAAGAAAGGGUCCGGUUGGUGUUGGUUAUACUUGUUAUUGUGCACCCUUCUUCAGGCAUAUGGAAGCUAAAUUGGAACGCGAUAAAGCGGAAUUAAAAGCACAUAUAGAUCAAGCUCAUGAAAGAUUGGAUUUGAAAGUUGCUAAUCUUGAGAGAAGAACUCGCGGACAAAUUUCUGAACUAACGCGUUGCGUGGCAGCUGAAAGAGCGCGUUGCGAUGAAAGACAUCAACAUAUUCAACAGAGAUUGUCACGUGGUGGAAGAGGUAGACACAGUGAAAGACCAGCUAGAACGUCUAACGUUGACGAUCAAAUUCCACCAACUCGUGCCAGAUCACUCGAGGAUUUGCUCGAUGAUAGACCACAGGAUAGAAGCUUUGAAAUACCUGGAGAAACUCCUGUUUAUCGUGGUAGUCUUGAUGAUCUGGAUAUUCCUGCUAUUCCUAGACUAAGCAAAUCUAUGAAGGAUCUUCCUUCGGGAUCUGGUAUGGCAAGGUCAACUUUGAGAGUACUUGACGUACCAGCAAGAUUGAACGAGACUUUCGAUGGUGUUAUCAGGCAAGAUCGUAGCUCACCUCUUGGUGCUGCUUCUUCACCGUCUAUGGGUUCCAGACAACAGACUCGUCGACAAAGAACAUCAUUAUCGCAAGAACAAAGUGCGAAUAUUAACCAGGAAGACAAUAACAACACGGUUCGUAAAAAUGGUGAAGAAAAUUCAGGUGAAUGGAGAUCUUCGCCAAGUCGUCGUAGCGUUCACGAGAUGAUCAAAAGAUUUCAACAAGUACCAGGCAUGCAUAAUGGCUGGCGUGGACAACGUUCUGGUAGUAGCGAACCUACCAGUCCAGAACAUAGUCAGUGUUCACAAAACAAAAGGAUUCAACCACAGGGUGGUGUAGGAAACACUUGGCACGGUGAAGGUGAAGGUAACAACAGUGAAAGUAGCGAAGGAGAGGAUGACAUGGAGCAACCAGAAGCCCUUAAAGGAAAUGUUUCGAACAAAGGAGUUAUACAAGAAGAUGUUCAUUACGACAGCAUCGCAAGGAUGCCUUACAGAUCUCGUAGUGCCGUUUAUAGUCCUACUCCGCUAUUACACGAUGCUCACAAUGAUUCUGGAUAUAGUACGCGUAUGUACGGUUCGAGUAAAGGUGCUUCUCCUUCUCUCUCAGGACAAUUAGAAUGCGAUGUUAUUCUACCACCUUCGCAAGGAGGAACAUUCCCAAGUGGAGAACAGUUAGCUGCUUUAUUGGAACAACCAAGAGGACAUGACUUGACCGUAUAUGAAAGAGGCGCAGACAAUGUUGUCAUUAAUAUAGGAACAGCGAGUCUCGUUUAACUUUUUAUUUUAAGACUUAUAUCAAAUGUGAACGUGGAAUUUCCAAAGAUGACGCAAGAUCGAGCACGCUCGUAAUUUUGUGAACUGUCAUUAAAAAAAGUUUAAUUAUACUCUACGUUCUCUUUCUUUUAAUAGACUUGUUUUCACGUACCUUCUAUUAUUUUUGUACACGUUGUUCAAUAACUUGAUGAUAUUGUAGUAUAACACCGAUUAUAAACGAUUUCUUUAUUAUUAAUAUUAUUAUUUUUAUUAUAUAUAUAUGUAUACCUGUGUG
Molecule: messenger RNA, 3366 nt
Organism: Polistes dominula (European paper wasp)
Lineage: Eukaryota; Metazoa; Arthropoda; Insecta; Hymenoptera; Vespidae
Gene: dgo
Product: ankyrin repeat domain containing protein 6 diego
Molecular function (GO): protein binding
Source: RefSeq, a predicted model, not a curated record